CAUUUGAUGAUAUUGAAGUCACAUACAUUAUUUAUGUAUUAUAUGAGGAACAUGAAGUCAGCAAGAAACAAAAAAGAGACAAAAUUAAAAGACGACUUAGGGUCUAUCCUUUAAAUUUAAAAAGACCAAUGUUUACCAUCUCCCAAAAUGGUCAGUUCCAGGUGACAUUUAUGACCCUUCGUAGUUAUCCAGAAGAAUUCAUAAAAUAUUAUCGAAUGUCGAUAAGAUCUUUUGAUGAGCUGCUAUCGCUGGUUAGUCAAAAAUUUUCAAAACAGCACACUGGUUUGCGUAUGCCAAUACCACCGGAAGAACGUCUGACAGUGACAAUGAGGUAG
This is a messenger RNA of Aphis gossypii (cotton aphid), 335 nucleotides long. RefSeq lists its product as uncharacterized. NCBI's taxonomy places the organism in Eukaryota, Metazoa, Arthropoda, Insecta, Hemiptera, Aphididae. The annotation marks the transcript as partial. The transcript has 3 exons. The record is from RefSeq and is a predicted model, not a curated record.